Messenger RNA from Impatiens glandulifera, 930 nucleotides. RefSeq names its product LOB domain-containing protein 40-like. The coding region runs from base 34 to 915 and encodes 293 amino acids. Gene Ontology annotation, biological process: regulation of gene expression. The transcript is spliced from 2 exons. NCBI's taxonomy places the organism in Eukaryota, Viridiplantae, Streptophyta, Magnoliopsida, Ericales, Balsaminaceae. The record is from RefSeq and is a predicted model, not a curated record.
CCAUCAAAUUUCUCUCUCUAAACAUCUAUCACCAUGAGGGUCAGCUGUAAUGGUUGCCGAGUCCUUCGCAAGGGCUGCACUGAAAAUUGCUCCAUCAGACCCUGUCUUCAAUGGAUCACCUCCCCUGAAUCCCAAUCCAACGCCACCCUUUUCCUCGCCAAGUUCUACGGCCGCGCCGGCCUUCAAAAUCUCAUCAAUGCCGGCCCUCCUCAUCUCCGCCCUGCAAUCUUUAGAUCUUUGUUAUACGAGGCUUGUGGAAGAAUAGUGAAUCCGAUUUACGGUUCAGCCGGUUUACUCUGUGCUGGGAAUUGGCAUCUAUGUCACGCAGCUGUUGAGGCUGUUCUAAACGGUGCACCAAUAACCCAAGUAUCACCGGAUUCCGAUGAAGGUACGAUAAGUCCCCCUCUAAAGGCCUGCGAUAUCCGUCAUGUUUCCAAGGACGAUGAAUCUUCUGCGUCUCGUGAGCUUCAUAAGGUGAAGACGAGUCGUAGCCGGUUCAAGAGAACCGGUUCGAAACAGAACAAGAAAGUUCCAGUUCUGGAAGUUGAGUCUGCCGUAGAUGAAGCUGCACAAGUUAUGUGGAGCUGGUCACAUCAGAAUCCGAACCCAGAUCGGGAUCGGUCCGGGAGUCAUGACUCUGUCAUGACUCAUCGAGCUGAGCCACCGAGUCUAGAUGGUGGAGACGUGGUUUCUAUGGAGGCUUUACUGUCUCCGUCGAGAAAUAGUGACGUUGAACUGGAGCUAACUUUAGGUUCGAAACCGAGCCUGAGUCUGAGCCUGAGCCCGAGCCUUAAAACGAAGGAAUUUUCAAGAGUGACGCUAGAAGAGGAAGAAGAUGAAGAAGAGAACCAAUUGGAAAGUGACAGGUGUGAAGUUGAACUAGGCCUUAGAUGUUCUCCGGCCGGUGUUAGUUAAUAAAUAAUACCUAGG